CAUGAGUGUUGACCAGAUGUCAUCCUUGUAUAGUCAAGGAACAACAAAAACGUACCACAUUCCUAUUGAGCAUCUAGACUACAAAUACAUAGAACAAUGUACUGAUGUUAAGUAUUUGGAAAGGAUUCUCAGGAUAUUAAGAUCUGGCGAGGAAGGCUUAUAUCCUGAUCUUGUAUUAUUUUGUGAAAAACACAUUGAGACUUUGGCUCCAAAUAGCAGAGUUUUACGAAGAGAAAAGCCUGCAGCCACUGCUUCUGACUUUACUGCUGAGGAAUGGGAAAAAAUAAACAAUGAAAUGAAGAGGUGGCUUACGGACAUGAAGGAAGAGGAAUAUAAAAUGCAGUAUGCUACAACUGAUGUUUUCAAGGACCACUUGGAAAAUUUGCCACCAGUUCGCAAUGCAGACUCUUAUCAGAGCAAACCCUCCAAAAAAAGCCAAGUAAAGAAGAAAAAUAUACCCAGGGAUUACAAGGAGUGGGAUAAGUUUGAUGUGGAAACCGAAUGUGCAAAUAUUGAUGGAAAUGAAGGAAAUACAUUUUCAAAAAGCAGUUUUAAUGUUAAUGCAAAGUUACCAAAAAUGGAAGUAGACACAACAGGCAUGACUACAAAAGAAAAGAGCUUAGUUGCCAAUCGCGAAAAAGAGAAAGGUAAUGAAGCAUUUGUCACAGGAGAUUAUAAAGAAGCAAUUGCCUACUAUAUUCGGAGCAUAUCAGCAUAUCCUACUGUGGCUGCAUACAAUAACAAAGCUCAGACUGAAAUAAAACUUCAGAACUGGGAUGUUGCUCUUCAUGAUUGUGGAACUGUUUUAAAAAUGGACCCUGGAAAUAUAAAAGCUCUUAUGCGCCGGGCUACUGUUUACAACCAUUUGCAGAAUUUCAAAGCAGCUGCAGAAGAUCUGAAGAAGGUGCUACAAAUGGAGCCAAAAAAUGCUAUAGCUGAAAAAAAGCUGUCAGAUAUUGAGAAGAAUCUGAAAGAGACAGAACCGAAACCUCAGAGCCAGAUCAAGGGGAGAAGAAUAUUUAUCCGUGAUAUAGAAAAAUCUGAUGGUGAUGAACAAGAAGGAGGAAAUGAAGGAGAACUAGAAGAUGGCAGUAAGGAUAAAAAAGCUGCGGUGCUAGUGGGAGGAGAUAUCACAAGUGAGAAGACUGAAAUGGGGAAUGCACAAAAGAAGUUCCCCAGCAAAGGAGAUGGCUGUAAAUCAGAAAACAAGGAUACCCGGAAGACCAAAGACCCUCCAGAGAACAGUAAAAAAGGUUUCCCUGAAAAAAAGAAACCAAACAUUUUGCAAGAGAGUGAAAAUGACGCAAAUGGUUAUUUGAGCCGUGCCAAAAAUUCUAGUGUAAACAGGGAAGAAAAACCGAAGGUUGCGGAAUCAUCCCCAGCUGGAGUAAGCAGAACUACUUUGCUUCCUCCUAUUGCAGCAACACUGAAAGCUGAAGGAAAUGAAUUAUUCAAGAAUGGACAGUUUGGAGAGGCCACUCUCAAGUACUCAGAAGCAAUUGACAAUGUCAUCAGUUCGGGAAUCCAGUGUCCAGAGGAUCUAUGUAUUUUGUAUUCAAACAGAGCAGCAUGCUAUCUAAAAGAAGGAAACUGUACUGACUGCAUUCAGGACUGUAACAGUGCAUUGCAACUUCAUCCAUAUUCUCUCAAACCUCUCCUGCGUCGAGCGAUGGCCUAUGAGUCUAUGGAACGAUAUCGACAAGCAUAUGUUGAUUAUAAAACAUUACUGCAAAUAGACAGUGGAAUCCAGGUAGCAAAUGACAGUGUUAACAGGAUAACAAGAACUCUAAUAGAUCAGGAUGGCCCAGACUGGAGGGAGAAGCUGCCCCCAAUUCCUGUUGUUCCUGUGUCUGCUCAGUUACACUGGUGGGAUGGAGAAAACUUUACUUCAGAGGCAAAACAAAAGAAAACUUCAGCCAAAAGUGGAGAUCAGAAAUCACAGUCAACAAGUGAAAAUCCAGAAGAAAUCUUCAAGAUUCUUAAGAAGCAGGGAAAUGACUUUGUGAAAAAGGGUAACUGUGUAGAAGCAUUGAAGAAAUACAAUGAGUGUAUAAAGUUAAAGCCCCAGGAACUGACCAUUUACACUAACAGGGCUCUUUGUUAUUUGAAAUUAUCUCAAUUUGAAGAAGCCAAAAAGGACUGUGAUUAUGUUCUUCAGACAGAUGGCUGUAAUGUAAAAGCUUUAUACAGAAGAGCCCUAGCAUUCAAAGGAUUAGAGAACUACAAAGCCAGUGUUGAUGAUUUGAAUAAAGUUCUUCUAAUAGAUCCACACAUUGAUGAAGCAAAGAAGGAACUGCAAGAAACCAUUCAGUUACUAAAAGUCAAAAAUGAUGUUACAGACAACACACCACAAAAGCAAAGGAAAAAAAUUGAAAUUCAAGAGGCAAAUGAUGAUGAAGAGGAAGAGGGUGCAAAAAUCAAUGGUUCAGGAACUGAUGCAGUAAAAUGCCAUAGUGCUAAAGGAGAAUUUGAAACAACUGUGCCAUUGAAUAGUUCAGAGAAGCUGAUAAUUUCUAAACCAUCAAAUGCCUAUGAAUUUGGUCAGAUGAUAAAUGCUGUGAAUGCCAGUAAGGACAUCACUGCUUGUGCAGAGCUCUUGAGGGUGACUGAGCCAAAAGAUCUGCCAGUAUUUCUGAGCAACAAACUGGAAGGAAGUGUUUUUUUGAUCUUUAUCCAAGCCCUUCAAUCAGAUGUGUUUAGCAAGGACCCUGACCUUGUGUACCAGCAUCUUGUUCAUCUGAGCAAAGCUGAAAGAUUUAAGAUGGUCCGGUCUUUACUUAAUAAGAACGAAGUGGAACGAGUUCGACGGCUAUUUGAUUCUCUUGCCAAAGAGCAAAAACGAGAGUUUUCUUUAAGUGAUCUGGAGAGCCUUAAGAGAGACUUUGAACUUUAAAGAACUUCAUUUUGGAUUUUGCCUCUUGCAUGAAAUAUCUUGAUGCUUGUAGGACAGGCAUAUAAACUAUGCAGACUUGCAUGGGAGGAAAGCCAGUCUUUUAUCUGGACUGUUUGAUAAUGCUGUACAUUUUUUUGACAUGCACACUGAAAAACUGUUUUUUCCAUCCUGCAUAUUUUGUAUUCUCGUCGACAUUUGCAUGACUGUAUAUUAAUGGGCCUGUUUACUCACUACUUGGCUCAUUCAGUUGCAUCAAGUAACUGGGAGUAGGCCCCAGAUUUACAUACUGUUCUCACUGGGUAAGUAGUGGUCAGGAAGGGAAUGGGAAUGGUUCUGAGUCUGAGGAAAGGGUUAUGAGCCAACCAAGGACGUAGCCCUCUGUGCCAAGUAGAUACACCCCCUCCCUGCAAUUGCAGCUCUGUAACACAGUAUGUUGAUCUAAUACUAUACUCUACUACAGUAACAUGUAUUCCUUAAGUUGUAGGUUUUGGUUCAUAUGUUCUUGGUUGUAUUUCUCCCUCUUAGAAUACUAACAGCUCUUCUAAAGAAGAUGCUGCUCAGAGAUGGUAACUUCUUUGUCAGUCUUACUGGCUGAACAGGAAUCAUUCCUUCCUUUCUGCAGGGGCUCAUGCUAAAAGGCAUUUCUGACAUAUUUUGCAAUUGGUCUUUGCUUUCUUCCUGCUCAGUGAGAUGACCGCUGUGCACUUUAGUGCAGUUGAAGCCAACCCUAGCUUUCAUCUGCCACCAAGUCUAUUUAAGGCAGACACUCACCUUUGGCUCCCUUGAAGUGUAGCUUUAAGGAAAAACAGUGACUCCUUUCUUCUCACCUUGCGUCAGUGCUCCAAUUAAAUAUGUACAGUAACAUGCUCUAGAGAGAUGAACAUGGGAGUCAAAUCAACUGAUGGCAAGUUAGUAUGAAGGUGAUUUGGCUCUCUUCUGUACUGCUUCCUUUGGAGACAGAAAGAUGUUUCUUGUGCACUAAUGGUGAACAGCAAUGGUGAAUUAAAUAAGGGAUAUAAAAUGCUUUGAAACAAUAUAACUAUUAUAUUUUUAAACAGGAGCUUAGUAAUUUAUUAUUAGUGUCCAUAUCCAAUUUUAUUGUGAGAGGUUGCUCAGGUACUUUUAUUAUAUUGAAAGCGAUAUUAUUUUGUCCUUAAUUAAAAAUUAAAUAAACUGAAAUGUUCCAUAUAA
Anolis sagrei ordinatus is the source of this 4084-nucleotide messenger RNA. The record is from RefSeq and is a predicted model, not a curated record. NCBI's taxonomy places the organism in Eukaryota, Metazoa, Chordata, Lepidosauria, Squamata, Anolidae.